Molecule: messenger RNA, 2486 nt
Organism: Polyodon spathula (Mississippi paddlefish)
Lineage: Eukaryota; Metazoa; Chordata; Actinopteri; Acipenseriformes; Polyodontidae
Product: UDP-glucuronosyltransferase 2A2-like
Exons: 2
Coding region: 182-1771 (529 amino acids)
Molecular function (GO): UDP-glycosyltransferase activity
Source: RefSeq, a predicted model, not a curated record
AACAGGAUCAACUGUAAUAUAAUGCUGUAUUCAGCAGAUCACAUUGCUAGUCUAUUUUAGUUGUGUAUCUGCAACCUAACGGUUUUACAACCCUGUACAAAGUUUGAGCUAAGAUAAAAACAACUGGCUUUACCAGAGAGACGACAGUACUGCAGGGAUCGAGCUGCAGAGCUGAGACUCCAUGAUGGAAUGUUGCCAGUUGUAUUCUGCCCUCCUCUUCUUGCUGCUGCUGACUCUUCCCAGCUGCCAGGGGGGGAAGAUCCUGGUGUUCCCUGUGGAUGGCAGCCACUGGGUCAACAUGAACAUCUUGCUUCGAGAGUUGCACUCCAGGGGCCACGAGAUCACAGUGCUGCGCUACAGCAACAGUUGGUACAUCAAGGAGCAGGCCACUCACUACACCUCCCUCACCAUCCCCGUGCCUGACGCCAGCCUGGAAGGGCAGGACAUCUUCACGGGGUUCCUGAGCCGGAUGCUGGAUAUCCAGAUGAGAGACAGGUCUCCGCUGGCAUUCCUCACUAUACAUAAAGAAAGCAAUGCCUUCCUCUCCAAAAUCCACAGGCUGUCUUCCCAGACAGUGGUGACUAUCUUUGAAGACCCCGAGAUAAUGAAGAAGCUGCAGGGGUUUGAUGUGGUCCUGACUGACCCCACCAUGGCUGUGGGACUCCUGAUAGCUCACCGCCUGAAGCUGCCCGUGGUGCUGAACGUGCGCUGGACUAGCAGUGGAGAAGGUCACUUUGCCAUUGCGCCGUCCCCUCUCUCCUACGUCCCAAUGGCUGGGACCAGAUUCUCAGACAGGAUGACUUUCACCCAAAGACUCUUGAACGUGUUAAUCUAUGGUUUAAACUUCUAUGCUGACAGAUUCGUAAUAAGCACACCGUAUGAUGACCUGUGCGCCCGCUACUGCGACUCCGGCACAGACAUCAGAACUCUCCUCCAGUCGGCUGAUAUUUGGCUCAUGAGGUUGGACUUUGUCUUUGAGUUCCCACGCCCCACCAUGCCCAACGUUAUCUACAUUGGAGGGUUUCAGUGCCAGCCUUCCAAGCCCCUUACCCCCGAGCUGGAGGAGUUCAUGGAGAGCUCCGGGAAGCAUGGCGUCAUUGUCAUGUCUUUGGGGACUCUGGUUGAAAGCCUCCCCAGAGAAGUGACUGCUAAGAUAGCAUUGGCUUUUGCACAGCUCCCCCAGAAAAUCAUCUGGAGGUACAUUGGGGAGAGGCCUCAAAACCUGGGUAACAACACUCUGCUGGUCAAGUGGCUCCCCCAAAAUGAUUUGCUGGGACACCCCAAGACCAGAGCCUUCGUGGCGCACGGUGGCACCAAUGGGAUUUAUGAAGCCAUCUACCACGGAGUUCCAGUCGUGGGUCUGCCACUGUUGUUUGACCAGUUUGACAACCUGCUCAGGUUAGAGGUGAGAGGGGCAGCCAAGGUCCUGGAUUUUGCUACCAUGAGCAGUGUAGAGUAUCUCCAGGCCCUGAAGCAGGUUCUUGAAGAGCCGUCCUAUCGGAGGAACAUGAAGAGGCUCUCCAUUCUCCACCAUGACCAGCCCAUGGAGCCCAUGCACAGUGCCCUCUUCUGGAUCGAGUACGUCAUGAGGAAUGGGGGUGCCGCUCACCUGCGCACUGAGGCCUACAGGAUGCCGUGGUACUCCUACCACAGCCUGGAUGUCAUUGCGGUCCUGCUGGCUGCUCUUGUAGUCUUCCUAAUCACAGGCAUUGGAGUAUUCAGGUUUCUGUGCUGCAGGGUCUGUAAAAGUAGAAAAACUAAGCAAGAAUAGGACAGAGUUAACUUGGAUAGGUAUCUUAAAGUAUAAAAGUUUCAGUUUCUUCUAGUUUCUAUAGUACUGAUGGAAAGUGCUAACCAAAACUCUUGUCUGUGUGACUCCUUUUCUUCUAGUUUAGCCUCCAUGACACUAGUGAAGACACUGCCGAAAUAUCUGUCUGCUUAAUUCCAUUUUUUCUAGUUUCACCUUAGAAUUCUGAUGGGCUAGUUGAGAUAAUUGCUGCUACUAAAAGUUGAAGGUAAGACUUUCCCAUUGGUGAUGCAAAAGCCCUGAUAUACUUACUGCUGUGAACCCUGUUCAGCUCAAACGUUUUAAAGAUAAGUUUCAAGGAUGUGAUGAAAACAUUGUGAAAUAAGAGAGUGAGCUAUUUGAUUUUGUCCACCCUAUGUAUUCUACCUUCAAGGGGGUGUAAACAAACUGGCUUGGCAACAAGGUCUGUUGUAACAAAUACUAUUGUACAGCUCUGUCCAAACGUCUUGCAUCACCUAGAAUUUUAGGAUUGAGACAUAAUUAAACAAAAAAAAAAAAAAAUAAUAAUAAUUUGAACAUAAUUGAGAUAUUAUAUUUACAUCAUGUAAUCAAUUAAACUACUACAUUAUUUCACAAUAGUCUACCCAAAGCCAUAGUAGUACAAUAGUAUUUCAUAUUAGAUUUUGAAAUGUCUUUUAAUUUGUCAGUUUUUCAUUAUGUUUGUGGAAAAAUGUAAUUC